Messenger RNA from Prorocentrum cordatum, 435 nucleotides. The record is from the annotation of a GenBank genome assembly. NCBI's taxonomy places the organism in Eukaryota, Dinophyceae, Prorocentrales, Prorocentraceae.
AUGCUUGUCAUCGAAGAGGAUCAUGCUGCGAACGCGGGAGCGGACCAGGCCGUUGACCUCGAAGUGAAGUUCGCCGCCAUCCCCGCGGAGUCUGGAGUGGCCGAGGUGCAGAGGCUGCAGGAGCAGCCAGGCUGCGGCAUCGCCGGGGCCAAGUGCGUGGCUUCCAUCCCAGUCCUGGGCAAGCGCACGUACCAGGAGUCGCUGCGCGUCGCGCUGUGCAGAGACGGCGCGGUGAGCACCCUUGCCAUCCAGGUGGCUGGCACCCUGAAGAUCGGGUUCCCCGUCGGUGACUUCUUGACGGAGACCCUGCACCUGUUCACCCAGGCCGGCGACGCCGCCCCCGUGUGCCUGCAGAGCUGGGGCAUGGCCCAGCCCGGGGCCCAGCAGCGGAAGGCGCUGGACGGCAUGCGGGGCAAGCAGCUGGAAUAUCCGGGU